UCUGCGCUACUUAACCCGCCUCUGUGUUAUGAACCGUUUCCUUAACCGCUUGGAUUCCUCUACAGCGGUGUUUUAUUUACCGUAAUAUAUCUCUAGCCACAUGCACGUUGUUCAUCGAGCUGUCGAUGGACUUUCCAUAGCCAAAAACGUGUUUAAAACACAGUGUGGUUAUGACCUUUUAGCUGUCGCUCUCGACAAAUGAGGAACUACAAAAUCUGGAAGUGGUGCAAUGGCUCUCGGAGUUGACAAGUCUUUAUCAGACACCUCUUCGCAGAUGGAGAACAAGAGCUAUGGGUGGUGGAAGACCAGGACCCCAGAGUUCAUUCGCAGCGGUCACUCUAAACCCCUCAGUCAAAGGGCAAUUGAGAGGACAAGGCUUGCAAAUGUCCUGGGGACCAAAGACUCAGACACAGAGAGGAGUGGCUGCAAAAAGACAGUCACAAUGGCACCUGUUUCCAGGUAUAUGACAGACAGAAGCCUCUAUACCAUGAGAAAACCACUGAUCUCCACACAAUGCCAGAUUCCCAUCCUGAAGAACUCAUCCACACAUGAAGACUCAGAGAUGAUCAGUUACAAAGCAGAUUCCUCUAAAGAAAAGGACCAAAGUCUGGCCAAAGAGUCAUUCAGAAGGAUCACACAAGCUUCUCCAUAUUAUAAAUCCUCCCCCACAUUAUCCAGAGAAGACCUGGAUACUUCCAUGAAUGUAUCGGACCUCAGACUAGGGUCAUGUGAUGGGGAUCCUAUUUUUACCACUUCAGCUGCCAAACGCAGUCUGUCCAGUCCCCCUUCAGCUUCCUUGAGCCUUACAGAACCCCCAGUGCCUAAGUGGAUGUCCACUCCUAGAAGCACCUCUCACUUGUCCAAUCAUACGUCUCGUUUCACGAGAAAGGUAAAAACAAGAACAGGUGAGAUGACGGACACAGGAAGAGAUUCUCUUCUUAACACAGGAUCUUCUGAGUUUUAUAGUAAGAACCAUCAACGUGGGUUCAAACACAUGUCGCCUCAUCAGGCCAACUAUUGGGCCUGUGCCAUCCCCAACUCCAUGCCACCCUCCCCAAACCGCAAUUCCCCCAGCUGGGAUCCUGAAAAGGAAUACCAGGCACUCCUGGACUACACAUACCCUCUGAGACCCAACAUCACAGGCACAUGGGGUUCAGCAGAUGGAGAUCUUCUCUCACAAAAUGAUCCGUUGUUGCAAGACUCAGGCAUUGAGUUGGACCGCUUUUGCAGCUCUUCCACCUUGUCCUGUUUGGACCUAUCCCAUACAGGGACUCGGCAGAGAUGCUUUAGUCCAGGAACAGGUCGAAAGUCAACUGAGUUUCCUGCUCUAAACAAAUCACACUCAAAGUCCUCAGAUGGUAUCAUGUCCAGUAGCCUGUACUCCUCACUAGACCAAACUGGCUUGUCAAUUGAGAGUCUUGACUGCGACAGGAAGCCAGUGGGUCAUUACCGUAAAUUUGGCAUCUUCUCAACCUUCAGAUCUGUCCCCACUUUCAUUAGUUCAACACACGUCCUUACUCGUCCUAAUUCGCAAGACGAGUUAGACGAAGAGUUCCUUCGCCUACCAGAACAUCUACAGGAACUUCAGGUGCUUUCACAGCAACUGAGGGACAUUAGUGACCAGAUAAGCCAACCGGUCAUCACCAGCUGGGAAUCCCUGGAGAGCGAGAUUACCUCCGUCAGAUCACCAACGGUUCAAGUGGGAAAGCAUGAACCAUUGAUGGAAGAAAGGGGCGAUGAAGACAUUGAAGCGAGGAGGGGAUCUGUUUCUGAAGUUCCUCUUACACCUGAGGAUCAUUUAGAGAAAGCAAAGGAGACUGCUGUCAGAAUCCAGAUGAUAAGUCGAGACGUGAAUAGAAGGAACCUGAGGGAGGUGGAAGCUAUUAUGGAUCAGCUGAGCGGAUUGUCAAUGUCAGAGCUUCAGAGGACAAUACAAACAGACCAGGAUAAAUAUGAGACCCAGGAGUCACUAAUGCAGCACAUACAGGUAUUUUGCUCAAACCUAGAAAAGCUGAUUCAGUGGCUGCACAAGGUGGUAGAGAAGGUAGAUUUUCUAUCUCCUCCCAUGGUUGAAUUGGAGAGCGUCAAAGCCUCCUUGGCUGACUACAAGAGUUUUCAGGAAGAAGUUCAGGCUCAUAAGCCCCUCACAGCAGAUGUUCUUCAGACUGGAGAGAUGCUUUUGCAUUGCAUGAAUUCAGCCUCUCCGUUUCUGAAAGACACACUGGUGCUAAUAGAGAGGCAGUCUCACACACUGGAAACUCAUUCAGAGUAUCUUUUCUCCUCUAUUCUGUCAGCCAUGGACUGCCUCACUGACCCCAGAUCUGAGGAAGCAUCAGAAGCAAUUUCCUGAGAACUAUUAGGAAUCUGGGAAGGCAAAUAUCUGGUCCGCACACUGUCUUCACUGAGACGUCUUUUUUUGGGUGUUUUCA
This is a messenger RNA of Rhinichthys klamathensis goyatoka, 2429 nucleotides long. RefSeq names its product centrosomal protein 68 (gene cep68). NCBI's taxonomy places the organism in Eukaryota, Metazoa, Chordata, Actinopteri, Cypriniformes, Leuciscidae. The transcript has 7 exons. The coding region runs from base 230 to 2350 and encodes 706 amino acids. The record is from RefSeq and is a predicted model, not a curated record.